Molecule: messenger RNA, 1207 nt
Organism: Spizellomyces punctatus DAOM BR117
Lineage: Eukaryota; Fungi; Chytridiomycota; Chytridiomycetes; Spizellomycetales; Spizellomycetaceae
Exons: 5
Coding region: 55-1035 (326 amino acids)
Cellular component (GO): membrane
Molecular function (GO): serine-type endopeptidase activity
Source: RefSeq, a predicted model, not a curated record
ACAGCAGGCUGGCAGGUGCUGGUACCUUUAUCUGCCGCUUUCCAGUUCCAAAAGAUGUCCGAUCAGGCACCCUCGACAUCCCGACGACACGCGCUACGGGAGGGCGUUGUAAGAGUUGGACAGUUUCUCACAUCCGCGUACACGGACCUGCCUCUUGGAACAGCCAUUAUAGUCAGUGCUUGCGUCGUAAUCCAUUUCCUAAACAUAUUUACAAAGGAUUUGGCUUGGACAAGUAAAGGCUGUCUAGCGGCAUGGGCUUAUUUAAAGGCCCCCGUCGCAAACUUCCACCGACUGUUUGCGAAUCAAUUCCUGCACGUGGGUAUCUUUCACCUGGUCCUCAACAUCCUUGCAUUUCCUUCCUUUGCUGCACCUAUCGAACGUGACAUUGGAACUUUCCAAUUCCUUCACGUCAUUUUCCUGUGGAGCUUCAUCAAUAGUUUCCUCUACGUAUUACUUGGCUCAAUCCUGGGGCUGAUCACAUUGACGGGCUGGGGAACAGCGUGUUCCGCGGGUCUUUCGGGGCUCAUAUUUUCCGCUUUGACGGUUGAAGCUGUAUUGGAGAGAGGUAUCUUUACUCCCCGGAGGAUAUUUGGAAGGGAAAUUGCAGGAGUUGCGUACCCUUGGAUCAUCUUUGGCAUAGCGGCCAUCAUUACUCCAUGGGCUUCAUUUAUUGGCCAUCUAUCAGGAAUUUUGGGAGGAAUGCUAUAUGCAUACCACCUGCUCGAUUUUCUUUUGUUGCCAUCAAGGUUCAUCGCUGCACUGCAAAGCGCACGAAUUUUCUCUGCAUUGACAGCGAGAAGUAAUUACCAUGAGGCUCCAGGUGGGGUCGCGCUCCCAACGAACGCCAAUGAGCUUCCCUCGACAGGAGGGGCGGCAUCAUCAAGAGGAGGUCUGUUCAGCAAAGUUCGAAGCGCAUUUGGAGGGGCGCGGUACACCCCAGUAGGGAAUCCGCCCCUUAGUCCAGACGAUGACAAUGAUCCCCUUUUGUGGGAAGAUGAUGAGCCCGACUUGGAAGACAAUGUCGAACAACCCUGAAUUGUCAUCUUGUAAUAAAUAUAAAUUCAACAUGUCGGAAAUGGUGAGGUGUAUAAAUAUAGAGUAAAUCAUGUCGCGGCUGCCUGGAGCCAUCACUAAGGCAUUCUAGACAUCUACGAAAACAGCGAAAAGCAUCAGUGAGAGGUAUAAAACGUUGCAUAGAUCAUGCAAG